AUGGGGGCAAAGCAGAGCGGCCCCACCGCUGGUCCAGCUGCGAACGGCCGCACCAGAGCCUACUCCGGCUCGGACCUGCCCUCCAGCACCUCCAGCAGCAACGGCAGUAACGUGGGCAGGUCUGCCGCCGGGGGAGUGAGGUACCACGGAGCCUCGGGAGCCACGUCCGGCACCAGCCAGCACAUCGGGGCCAGGGCCAGGACCAGGACCGCAGGGGGUUCCGGGACCAGACCUCGGUCAGGGAUCAACAUUCCCAACAGCAGAGGAGCGUACAGCUCCCCGGAGUCCGAGGGCAGCAGCCCGGAGGAGGCAGCGGACAUGGGGCACUCCCGCAGAGAGCACGACGGUCCCCGGCUGCUGAUCGGGUCAUUACCGGCUCACCUCUCGCCCAAUCUCUUUGGAGGCUUCAAGUGCCCUGUGUGCUCCAAGUUCGUGUCCUCGGAUGAGAUGGAUCUUCACCUGGUUUUGUGUCUAACCAAACCCAGAGUGACGUACAACGAGGACGUCCUCACUAAGGAUGCAGGAGAAUGUGCGAUCUGCCUGGAGGAGCUGGUGCAGGGAGACACCAUCGCUCGCCUGCCCUGCCUCUGCAUCUACCACAAAGGAUGUAUCGACGAGUGGUUUAAAGUGAACAGAUCGUGUCCGGAGCAUCCGUCAGAUUGAAGCUUUUUUUGCACAGGUUCCCCACAAUGAAGGAUCUACUAGAUUAAGAGUGGAUCCUGGGAGACUGCCGGAACUGUGACCACUGUGAUCAGUUAACCACCCCCACCCUAAAAAAUAAUGUAGUACCAUGGUGUGCCAAAUCUCAUUGAAACAAUCUUCAGGGAUACAGACUUUCUGUUUAUAUUGGAGUUGCACAUCCACACUCCACAGGGUCAGACUGGACCAGCCGCUCCUCAACUCGCAUCUUCUGCAGCCCUGGCGGUCACAGCCACACAGGGCGCCAUGACAGGCACGGCUCUUCUCCCUGGACCGCCAUUGGACGGCAGGUGUGUGUAUUUUCUACACCGGGACACUGGAGGAGAAGGACACGGUCCUGCACCCGGGGCGGGGUGGAGGGGGGGUGUCAGGACGAUGAUGAAUUAUCCUUCCCCCCUCCGACUCUGUCCCUCCCCUCCUCCCUCUGCAUCAGUGUCUACCAGUGCCUUGUGGUAGUGAAGCCCAGCCGCAGAGGAAUCCACACUGUCAGCAGAGCCUGGACCUGCAAGAGCAUCUCACCUCAACUAGCACUCUACCAGUUCAGAACUGAGCCAGAGACAGGACGGCAGCGGACCACUGUCUGCACCAGCAGCACGGACGAUAUUAGAACUAGAGCUGCUGUGAAAACGGUGCCAACACACACACACACACACACGCACACACAGACACACACACACACACACACACACACACUCUCUAACAAUCAUCAGUGCUCUUGUGAAGGUCUGACUGUGUUGCUGCAGCUGUGACAAAAAAAAAGCAGAGUCUCUCAAUAUCAUCAGAUUUAACUAGAACCUCUUCACCUUAUAACGGGAUAUUUUUCAUGUUGCAAUAAAAUUCAACCUCUUUUGCUAGAGAUUUGAUGAGAUAUGGUUUAAGAAAAGUUGACAUUUCGAAAUGUUAAAAGUUUCUUGCUAUAUACAUUUUCUGUUUGAUGUUAAUACACAUGUCAGAACAACAGUCAGAGAGAAGAAGCUUGAGUCACUGUUGCUGUGUCUUGUUCAACAGUGACUUCAAGGAAUAACAAGCCUCAGUUGUUUUAACUUUCAAUCUGUCAAAACAUAUCUGUCAUUUGACAGGAUUGUAUUAAUGGCAUUGAUUAUACCACUUGAUCAUCUUUUUAGCAGGUGAAGAUACACGUAAAGAAAAAAAUGUGUUUUGAAUUUCACAUUUACUGCAUCUUCAUUUUUUGUAUCAAGCAGAUUACAGACAUCAACUCUCAAACACCCAAAUAUCAGGUGCUGAGAAUUGGAACAAAUCGAACACUGUAAUAAGAAUGAUUGGUUGGAUGAUUUAACAAGGGGUCGAAUGAAUUGACGAUAUGACAGGACACACAAUAAAAGACAGAUAUUGGAACAUAAUAUAUAAAUCACUUUUUUAAGAAAUUCCACUUCACUGGCAGUGCUUGGUUUGUGUUAAUUCUUUGCACCUGCCUGUACGUGGUUGGAGAUAAUCCGAGUCUGCACACUGAUAAAGAUUCAGCAUAACAAACAUAAUUUAACAAAUGUGGACUUCAAGACAUUGUUUUCCAGGUAUUUCUGGGAUAUAAUUUUACCGAGAGUUGACAGUAGAGAGAGAGAAAGUACGUGAAGGGUUGUCACCUCAAGCCUUACGCCAUCAGGGCAACAAUAUUUACCUUCAGUGAGUGAAGAUUCUGCUGGUUUGAAGACCUCAGGAGGGGGAACAGUGUACAGACUUUUGAUCUCAUGAGAAACUAUCCCAGUGGAUUUCUGUGACACAGAGGACGACCUCCUCAGUGGAAUCACUGGGUGGACCCCAAAGCUCCAGACCUGUCUUUGAAUGUGUGAUCCUUUGCCUCCACACCCUGCUUCUUUUUUUUUACAUGACUCAGAGUCUAGUGCUCGUCCCAUCACCCUGCAGAUCAUUUUUUUUAUACUAUAUUUUUUUAUAAUUUAAAAAAAGCCGCUUCAUUGUUUCCUUAAUAGCAGCUUGAAAGCAAUCUGCUUCAUGUGGAGCUUCUUAAUGAGUUCAUGAUGAUGUUUUCAUUGAAAAAUGUUAGGGGACAUUUCACCGCUGGUUAACUAUGUCCUCCAGCGCUUGUUUCUUAUCCCCUCAUUCCAGGUACUAGAAGCAUGGCAGUGUGAGAGGGGACAAGGAAAGCCAAACCAACAUUCAUGAAUCACUGCCAUUUCUGGGAUGCUACAAUUCUGUGCACGUCCGUGUCCAGCCAACCAGAUGCAUGCGUCCAGGUUCCUCUUCCAACUGGUCAACAGCUACAGAGCAGCUUAUUUUCCAGGUCAUUCCCCUUGAACCAGAGUGGAGGAAGUAAUCAGCCGCUAAAUCCCCAAUCCACAUCUCUACUGUCUGUCCCACAGUAACCUGGGCUCAGUUACACCCACUCACAACAUGCAUCCUCUAGCUCUGAGUAUACAAAGAAACUUGUAAACUAACUUACAUAUGUGAAGACCAGUCGACUCGGUUAAUUGUCAACCCAAUUAAAAUACAAAACUGUGACUGGAGUAUUUAAUCCCAGUCAUAUUGUAGUAAAGCUUUUAUUUGAAUAUGAAAUAUAAAUAUUUGCUGUGCCUGGCUGCCUCAAGCUGUGGGUUUCUUAUGUCUUUAGAAAAAAAAGGCGUUGCUUCAAGCACUGCUCUGUUUUCUGUGAGAAACUGACAUCACUGUGUAAUCUGGAAUCAGUGGCGUGCUGCCAGGGCCAGCAAGUCCAGCACUGCGUGACCCUAUGGAGCUAAAACCAGACAUCAAGUAGAACGAAAGCGAAGUGGGAGAUACCUGUCCUCACAUCUGAUCUCAGGACAGCGUCUGUCCUGUUUGCUUCUACAGAUUCAUCAUGUAGUGUACUGCCCUCUUGUGGUGGCUCCAGUCUAUUGUCUCUUAAAACAAGUUUGACUUUCAUUAAUCGGCAUCCUCUUAGAAGUCUGUGUCUAGUGUGUUGUCGAGCUGCCUUUUACUCAGCUUGCUUUGUUCUCAGAUCAGUUAUAGUACACACGUUAUCAUACAAUCGUGCAGAUGUGUGUGAAAACUGGAUUUGCACAUUAGAAAAUUACACCCAACAUUUUAUUAUUUUUUGCAAAAUAUUAAGAGGCAGCAGCAGAUAAUCUAACAAAUUACACUUUGAUUAUCUCAGAUUCGUUAACUGUUUUACUUUGGUCAACGUGUGACUGUGAGGAUUCAUGAACAGUGAGGUGUGUUUUGUUGUUGCAGCUUUUAUUAACUCAUUUCACACAGGUCUGUUCCUCCAGGGGCCCUGAGCAGGAUACGUUAGGAGGCCCUGCAUCAUAGUGAUUGAUGCUUCAGAGAGCAGAGAGGAUCUUUUCUUUAAGUUUGACACUAGUUGUUUUACAAUCACCAUAUUAUAUUUUAUGUUAUUUAAAACAGGAGAACGUGACAGCCAUUAUUCUAUGAGUUUGACUGAAAGGGAAGGAUAAAAAAAACUUUAUUCAAUUAUCGUUUUCAUUAUAACCUUAUAAACCAUAUAUCAACGAAUGUCCCCCUGUUUCAUCAAAAAGACACACAAUCACUUAAACUGAAUUUGUUAUAUGUAUCGUUAUUUAUAUUACUGGCUUUAUUUUUCAUUAGUCAGAAAAAAACGCAAACUGAAAAAAUAAUCACAGUAUAAGAAGAAAUAAAGGCUAUUCAGUGCCAGUUUGAGGAAAUAAAAGUCAUACUUCUUCUUUCAGCACAGGAAGAACCGGCAGUCCAGCAUCAUGAGGGAGGAGAGUUUUAUCUCAGGUUGUUUAGAGGUUUGUUGUGGUAGUUUCAGUUUUCCUUGGCAGUGCAGUAAACAGCUCAUUGAGUUGGUUGUUAGGUUUGUGGGCCAGACUUUGGUUGAGGAGAGCAUUUAUUUCAGUUCCCUCUGUAAAUUACCACACAACAAUGGAUUCAAAAAUACCACAUUUAUAUAUAUAUGAACAUGAAAGUUUUUAGCUUCUGUUAUAAUUCCUUCUGUUUCAACUGGCCAUUCAAUGGUCAUCUUGUAGUUUAUCUAGAAUGAAUAUGUCUAAUUCAGAAUGCCUCAGAUUUAAUAUUUGUAAACGUUCAUGCGUCACACUGGAAUGAUCGUAAUUACUGGUUUCUGACUGCACACCAUUAGCAUCAACAUGCAAGUUAUAAGUCGCUGAAGAUCCUCUCUCAUACAUCUGACCUGGCACCGAACAGUACAGAAGAGUCUGAGAUUCAGUAUCCACUCAAAUGGUAUGGAAAAUAUUGUUUAAAACUUGUCAGUGCUGCAACACAGUCAAACAACAUCUUUAUUCGUCAGACUGCCCAAGUGUUAUGGGAAGUGUAGUAUCCAGGGUGACUGGGACUGGAAGGACCAUUUCUUUUUCACCAUUCUUUUUCCUGUGUGUUUUGUGGUAGUGCUAUCCUAACUUACUGGAGUAUCCCUUUAAAGAACUACAUCCUGUACAUAUUAAUACUUCCAAAAAAAUGUCAUCUUUAUUGUACGUGUCUUGACUUGGAAUCAAACAGAAGGAACCUACUGGGUGACUGGAGAAAACAAAGGAGGAAAGUGUUGAGUUUGGAGUUUUGGGAUCCACCCUCAUGAUUAAUGCUCCGUCACAUCACAUGCAAAGAUUAGCUGAGCCCUGUAAUACCCUGUCGACAGAGUCAUGUAGUGUUAAUGGAGCUGGAAGCAGCAAGGACAGGUCACAGGGCUCGUACUGGACCUUCAUCAUCAUCAUCAUCAUAUUCCGAUUAAGAAUGUCGGAGGAAAAGUGAGACAGAUCUGGCCUUAAUAGAAAUACUGACGUUAAUUUGUCUGUGCUCAUAUUUUUGGUAUCGACUUGAACUUUCCGCCUGAACUAGCACACUGAGUCAUCCCUCAUCCAAAGUGCAGGGACUGAACCCUUUAGCUGAAGAUUCAAAUAAAGAGUUACAGAGGACAAGGCCAGUGUUAAAUUCAACAAGCCAUCAGAUUAACUUCUAUGGUGUUAGAUUUCUUUUUUUUUUUAUGACGAUGUUGGUGUUUGUGAGAUGGCAGUGAGUUGAAACAAACAGUGAACUGGCUGAAGUAUCGUUAAGGAUUGUAAAGGUGGUGUUUCCGGUCUUUGACCUGUACUGGGAGAACAGUGUAUCGAGUUGAAGCACUGUCCUAAAACAAGCCUCGUAUGGGAAACUAUAGAAUCGGUCGAGCACUUUUUAGCUUGUAAUUUAUUUGUUUGCCAGUUCUGAGCCCCAACAAGCAUUACCUUGUAUAACAGAGAAUGUGUGAUGUUCAACACUUAACAAACACACAAUCACAACAUAAAAUGUAUUCAAAUAUUUAUUUUGUGUAAAACUAUGUACAAAAAGCAAUGAAGAGUAUCAUUUGUAUACCAAUAAUUCUGUUUUAGUUACUGCAUUUUUAUCUCAUGUUACUUUGUGUUUGAAUCUAAUCAGAAUUUUUUCAGUAAAAAGUUGAAUCAG
Platichthys flesus (European flounder) is the source of this 6084-nucleotide messenger RNA. It is a transcript of the gene znrf2b, whose product is annotated as zinc and ring finger 2b. Bases 1 to 663 code for a protein of 220 amino acids. The record is from RefSeq and is a predicted model, not a curated record. NCBI's taxonomy places the organism in Eukaryota, Metazoa, Chordata, Actinopteri, Pleuronectiformes, Pleuronectidae. The transcript is spliced from 5 exons.